Dromiciops gliroides (monito del monte) is the source of this 362-nucleotide messenger RNA. RefSeq names its product fasciculation and elongation protein zeta-1-like. Gene Ontology annotation, cellular component: axon; cytoplasm. Bases 1 to 321 code for a protein of 106 amino acids. The record is from RefSeq and is a predicted model, not a curated record. The transcript has a single exon. Lineage: Eukaryota; Metazoa; Chordata; Mammalia; Microbiotheria; Microbiotheriidae.
AUGGAGGCCCCAUUGGUGAGCCUAGAUGAAGAAUUUGAGGACUUGCGACCCUGCUAUUCGGAGGACAGGGAUGAGAAACCUCGAUGCUUCUAUGGCUCUUCUCCCCACCACCUAGAAGACCCCCCCUCUCUUUCUGAGCUUGGAAAUUUCUCCUCUGAAAUUAUUAGCUUCAAGUCCAUGGAGGAUCUUGUGAAUGAGUUUGAUGAGAAGCUCAAUGUCUGCUUUCGAAACUAUAAUGCCAAGACUGAGAACUUGGCCCCUGUGAAGAAUCAGUUGCAGAUCCAGGAGGAAGAAGAGAAUCUACAGGAUGAGGAAGUUUGAGAUGCUCUGACGGAAAAUUACAUCCCUUCACUUGGGGAAGA